Messenger RNA from Penaeus monodon (black tiger shrimp), 6963 nucleotides. Its product is annotated as ELMO domain-containing protein 2-like. Bases 211 to 1155 code for a protein of 314 amino acids. The record is from RefSeq and is a predicted model, not a curated record. The transcript has 8 exons. Lineage: Eukaryota; Metazoa; Arthropoda; Malacostraca; Decapoda; Penaeidae. Gene Ontology annotation, molecular function: GTPase activator activity.
ACCCCGGGCCAUAUCCUUCCCCCGAAUCCUUUCCAGUCUCCCAAAUAUCCUAUUCCAUCAGCCAGACCCCAGGGCAAACUUGCCCGAGUGCCACAGGAGUGCCACACACCCCUUCUUUCCGUGCCAAGAUAACCGAGUGACUCACAUUAACACUCGUUGCUGACUCUCAUGUGAAGGGGUUAAUCACACUCAUUCUGGCCACUUGACACGAUGAAGUUCCCUUUAGGAUUAUUCAGUGUGGUCUGGAGCACUCUUUACUGGUGGUUUCGGCCCCUGAUGAAGUGGGUCCUGAGGCGCACCACCAGACUGUGCGAGCUGCAGCGCAUUUGCUAUGGGGAGUGGAAGGGAGCGCAGAGGACCAACGGUAUUGAAUUUUCCCUUAAUCACAGCCGUUCGCCGGAUAUCCAGAAAUGCAUGAAGUACAUGGAGAACAAGUGUAUUGAGCGCACCCUCAAGCCAGACCUUAUCUACUACGCUGUGUUCGCCAUUGUACGCAUCAAGAAGAUCAACACCAAAGUACAUAAAAAGUUCUCCGACAUUCUGUGCGAAUGCCUCACACAGAUUUGGGGAUAUCGGCAGCUGUUGGCAGAAAUAGAAGCCAUUCGUCAAGAGGCCUACAACAUAGAGAAUGUAGGACAUGAGGCCAUGCUGAUGAGGCUAUGGGUGGCUCUCAUGCCUGGCAUGCCUUUGGAGGCGAGAAUAACAAAGCAGUGGCAGAUGAUAGGGUUCCAGGGCGAUGACCCGCGGACAGACUUCAGAGGCAUGGGCUUGCUGGGCCUCGAGAACCUCUUAUUUUUUGCUGAAGAACACAACUCUGCAGCGCGACACGUGUUAACAAGGUCUCAGCAUCCGAGAUACGGUUACUCGUUUGCAAUUGUGGGAAUCAACAUCACACACAUGGCCUACAACCUGCUCCGUUCUGGAGAUGCAAAGAAUCACUUUUAUAAUGCGUGUAAGAGGUUUCCUGAACCGCGAGUAUUCCACCAGUUUUACAGCUACCUCUUCUUCUCGUUUGACGACCUCUGGCGUCAGGAAAAGCCUCGGGACAUGAUGGAAUUCUCACGAGUUAGAGACAAGUUCGAAGCUCAAGUGAAACAGAAACUCAAGAACCCAACCACCUUUUUCAAAUGCGAGUUUGUCUUAGAAAACAUUUGAUGUGUGAAAACCAGGUCAUGGUGCCAUAUGAUGAUUCAAGAGGUCAGUAAAAAUCACAUAUUCGUGUGAUGUUACUUAUGAAGGAUUUUUUCUAAGAAGGAAAUUCUGUUAUUAUGGUAUUUUGUUACCUUUCAUAUUCUAGAUAUUCUAGCAUAAGAGCCAACUUGUAAUAUUUCUUUACAUGAAUGAAGACAGAAGUGAUGCAAUACUUUUUUAUCCAGUUUCUGUUUUUUAUAUGUACUCACUAUUACAGAAUUAAAGUUUUUGUAAUAACUGACAGUGAGAGGGAUGUAAACGUUUUAGGGAAAAUAAGACAGGAGAAGAAACUGCAAGAAAAAAAAAUUUAACAUAUGAUAAUUUAAACGUCUGGAAAGGGAAAUAGAAAAAAAUGUGAUUUAUAUAUACUUUAAUAUAUAUUUUGGUUGUCUAUUCUUCUCUUGUAUUCCAUUGGGUAUAGAGACCUUGGGGAUAUAGUGAUGAGAAAAAAAGGAAGAAUAUCGACUUUAUUGACCGGUAUUUUUAAGGAUGUUAUUUGUUUUGCUUUUUAAUGCAUAGUAUCUCUGCACAAAGAUUUGUGAUACGCAUAUGAGAUUUUAAAGUGUUGGUCUGAAGCACAGAAGAUUAUGUGUAUGCCAGUGUACAAGUUGAUGCAGCGUAGAAGUCGACCCCUAAAAUUUGCGUAAUUCGGGUUUAGCCCAAUAGUCACAGGACAAGACGUCCCACCAAAAUUAAGCAGCUCCACUUCCGCAGCCCUAUUGUAUCGUAAGAAGAAAACUGCAGUAUCUCAUAAACAGUUUGAAGAUAUUCUUCUAAAACAAUGGUCGCAAGUGAGUUCUAACACGCCCUACCUUAGUGAAUGUAUGUGCCCUAUAUUUUUGGUGAAAUCGACCUACCAAACGUGAGUUUCAGUAAGAAAUUAUUAUUCAACAUACAAAUUAACCCCUGGUUUUAGAGAGAGAUUUUUACCUUUUGAAUGUUGACUUGUAUGCAGGCAUGUGUGGUAAAUAUGAAAACAUUCACUCAUUAUAAAGGUUGUAAAUACAGAUUGUAUUUAUUAUAGUCAGAUCAGGUUAAACUUGAGUCUGGAUUAAAUCAGUUGACAGAAGUAUAUCUUACACUUAUACCUUGGUUUCAGGACCUUCACUUACCCAUGAUUAAAUUUGCAAUUGGUUCUUUUCCAUUUACAGAUUGUUACUCUUAUUGUUACCUUCCUAUUUAUUUUAUUUACCCAUAGUAAUAUUUUCUAUUAUUCUGUGGAUUUCUCAUUAUAAAGAUUUAUGACAUAAUCAAAGUACGCAGUAUUGGGAUAACUGGGAAUGACAAGGGAUAAGCAGAAGAGUGUGUGGCUCAUUGGCCUCUGUGGUGGACAGACGUGUUCGCCUCAGCUCCCUACCCUCACCCCCACCUUCCUCCCUCAGCAAAGUUUUAAACAAGUUGAUACAUACCUACUUUUUUAUUUAUUUAUUAUUAUUAUUAUUAUUUUUUUUUUUUUUUUUUUUUUUUUUUUUUUUUUUUUUUUCCAUUGGUAGGGUUUAAGUACAAGAUUCCUUUAAAUAAUAGUUUUUGGCAAGGCGGUACCCAAAUGUCAUAAAUAGCUGUUCCAGUUGCGAUGAGCGACAGCAAGUCAUUGUCACCCCCAGCCAUCAAUAGGACAACACCAUACUCAAACACUCCUGCAGAAGGUAAGAACAUUCCAAUUCAAACAUAAAAGCCACACCUUACCUCCUGCAUCAUAGCAAGUACACUGUUAGCACUUUAUCUUCACGCACAAAUAUAUCAUUAAUAUAUCAAUAUAUCUCUAACUAACAAGGACAAUUACACCCUCUCAUCACACCCAAGGAACGUACAAGUAGUGACAUUACAUUUAUCCUCACUGCUACACAAAACAAGCUACAGUACAUGUCCUCUUACUAGACACACCAUCUGUCGCCUGCUUCUCUUUUUUUUGGAGACACUGGUGCUGUUAUUAACCCUGGCCCUUACCAACCAAAUUACUCUUGCAUGCUAUGCACAAAAGCGGUGAAAUAGGGGCAAAGGGCCAUCUAGUGUGAUAUCUGUUGUAACCAGUCUGAGCAAGCCGGCUGGUACCAUGUCAGCUGUAAUGGAUUGUUUACAGAUAUACAAUGGACAAUUUAACAAUAGUAUUGCAUUGAUUUGCAGUAGGUAUGGCUCUAGUAACACUCCCAUAUUUUCCUACUCUCUUUCCCCCAUUCAGUUUAUUAAUUCCUUUGACAUACUUAAUGACACAACAUGAUCAACCCUUAUGCACAACUCCUCCCAGAAAACUCACACUUAUACACACUCCACCUUUUCCUACUCCAUGGAACGCUUGCCACCCAUCCUAAACACUUGACACCAUCAACACCCAAACCUCGCCUUUACCUUAAUACUAAGUGCUGCUUCCCUUUGCUCCUGGCUUUAACCACUAGACUUUCUUGCACCAGCUGAUCAUUCCUCCUCCUCCCACACACCCUGCUCCUCUCCCAUGCCCCCAGCUAUGACCCGCCAUGACCUAGCAUCAUGCCCAACACCUCAACCCUAAAACUUCUCAACAUUAACUUCCACAGCUUUAUAUCCAGAAAGACCCAAUUCCUCCACACUAUUGACACAUUCAAUCUGGAUAUCAUAAUAGUACAGAGACACGGCUGACAUCUGACAUAGACUCUGCGGAAGGUUUCCCUCCCCCUUAUAGAAUGACAGUGAUACGUAGAGACAGACUGAACAAGAUGGGGAGAGGCGGCGGUGUCCUUAUCACCACCAAAUUUGACUUAGGCCUGAUUUUCACAGACUGUGAGAUCACAUGGAUCCAACUACAAAUUUAAAACUGUAAAUCACUCUUGUUCACUGCUUUCUACAGACCCCCAUCUACCAUCACAGAAUACUUACAAAAUUUUCGUAUAUAUCUUAUAUCGCAUCACUCCAGAAAAACACGUUUGAAUCACAGGUGACUUCAACCUUCCAGACAUCGACUGGACUACUACAUCCCCUUUUGACCCCAUUGACACAGAUGCCCAAAUCCCCACCAUCCCUCACACAAACAGGUGCCAACUACACGAUGUCAUAAAUACAUUCUCUCUCACAAACAGUCAGUAAAUAUCUCACAGACAAUGUAAGAAAGAACCCUAGACACUUUCUGUAAAUUUUUCAAGAUACGCAGACAGGAUACCACUAAAGCUGCACUUUAAGACGACAACGAUACUCUUGUCAUCACACCAGAACACAAAGCACACCUACUCAACACACAGUUCCACUCUAUCUUCACACAAGAAAACCCUAUUACAUCGAUCAUACAGCCAUACAGCCCACCCCGACUCUUGAUAUUAGAGCAGACGAAAUACAAAAACUACUGGAAUCACAGGACACAAAUCACUGGACCCAACAAAAUCCUUACCUUCUUCCUCAAAAUCUGUGCCCCCGCCUCCAAACCAUAUUUACGCAAUCCUUCAAAACAUUCUCUCUUCCAUCUGACUGGUGUUGUGCAGACGGCACCCCUGUUGUCAAGGCAGGUGACCAGACUGACUCACCAGAUUAUCGCUUCAUCUCUCCAUCCUCUCCAAAAUCCUUGAACACAUCAAAGCCUUCGGCAAUGUCCCCACAAAAGACUGACACAAAAACUAUUAUUUUUAUGGAGUCACUGGCACACUUCAUGGGAUCACAGUUUUUCUUUCUAACAUGACCCAACACGUUCUUCUUGAUGGUGCUAUAUCAAGCUCUGUUCCUGUCUCUUCUGGUGUCCCCGACGGCACCGCGUUAGGCCCUCACCUUUUCCUACUCUACAUAAAUGACCACUCUCCACCCCUAAUUCUACAACUAGACAGCCUCAUCAAUCGACAAAUCAAGACACCUGACAACUGUAAACUUCUCCAGACUGACCUAGGGAAAUGGCAAAUGAGCUUUCGCCCAGACAAAUGUAAAAUCGUAUAGGUCACCCUUUCUCAAACGCCUAUAAAAUUUCAAUAUUCAAUUCACUCACAACAGUUACUCAGCACACCAUCACACAAAUAUCAAGGAAUCACAACACACCAACAUGAAUGUAGUGCACACAUAGACAACAUACAACAUACAGCUAAUAGAACACUGUGUUUCCUGAGGAGGAAUACUAAGCACACGGCUUACAGUACACUUGUCCGUCCAACACUCGAGUAUUGUGUGGGACCCACAUUCAAACAAAUACUAGUAAAUUACAAAAGAUUACGCCGCAGCAGCCAGGUUCAUUAAGAACAACUGCACGAAACUCCAGACAUCACAACACGCUUUAAACAACUACACUUGGAUGCCCCCAACUACACAUGGACACAGACAAGCAUAAAUAUACAAGACUACUUACACCACGCAAACACACUCAAUACACGUUUCACUCAGCCUGAAAUACGUGACAUACCCCACUAAUGCAGAUUCUUACAAACACUCGUACUUUCUAAGCACCGUUCGUGACAGGAACAGACUCUUACAACAUACAGUACACAAAAGUAAAGCAGAUACUUUCCAGUAACUUACACUUGUACACCUAAGAACGCAUCCGCAAAACACCACCCUUACCUGUUUUCCGCCAACAGCCAACCUGCGAUAUAAGCUUGAUAUGCAAAGAGACAGGUCUUUUCAGGAAAAAAAAAAGCUUCAGAACAUAAGACAGCAGGAAUGUUAGAUUAGAGUUGGCCUUUAUUAUUAUUAUCAUCAUUAUUAUUAUUAUUAUUAUUAUUAUUAUUAUUAUUAUUAUAGUUUCUCUAAAGAAAACAGAGAGGAGAGUAGGUAAAAGCAGGUUCAACUUUUUUCUUCCCUUGAAUAAAGCAUAGAAACUGCUAUUGGGUAAAAUCUGCGCCACAAUACUAGGUUGUGGAAUCGACAGCAUCGCCGUGCACAGUGAUCACACCUGCUUUCAUUCACGCCGCACGCACACGGAAAGUAUUUUCGUAAAAAAAGUUGUAAAGGGCUUUUGCUAUUUAGAGCGCUCUUUCUUUACACUGAUUGCUUUACAGAUAGAAAAGUCAGAAGUGUAGAUAGCAAAAUCCUGUGCCAUCUCAGCAAGUACUGGGUUAUUAUCAGGAAAUGAGAAUAUUCAGUACAUAGAUUUUCUAACUUCAUUUGCACAUUAGUGUGCCUUUAAAGUUGUAAAUAAGUACAUGUUGCUAAACUCAUUUCAACACAGUUCUUGCACUCAUUAAUCGUUGCAAAAAUAAAGAAAAACAACAUCAAUAAUGUGAUUCUUACAUCAUAAUUUACAUAAUAUCCUUCAGGUAUUUCCUCAUAUCUUCAUAAUAUCGAUUUUGUUAAAUCAUAAUCACCGAUGAAAAAGGAUCUCAGGCUGAAAGUCCAGAUAAAUUAGGAUAUAAAAAGUAGAGUAGAGCUAAUUUCCCUUAGCUGACGUUCCUCUGUACAUGUGUUUGUAGCAACGAAGGCCUUAAUAUAGUCUGUUAACUACUGGUGUCUAAAUCAUGUCGCCUAGAAAGAAAAAAAGAGGAUUAUUUCUCUAUGGAAAUGUGAAUUUACCUUUCUUAAAAUCCUAGAUUCUUCAAAUAAUUACAGUGUCAAAAAGGCCUAAUUACACCUGAUCUUUACAUGGACUGUUAAGGAGACGCGGCAAGGCAGUGGCGACCCCUCCUCGCUGUGACCAGGUGCCACUUGCCUGAGGGUUGAAAGAGUGUGAAGAUCGUGGUAUAAAAUACAUUAUAUUGUUAUUGUAGUUGCACAUGAUGCUGAUAAUGUACACUACUGUAUUUUUAGGAACUAUUUAUUUAUUUAUUAUAUUUUUCCACUGCAGUUAUCUCAGUACAGUACAACCUUAAACAUAAAUAAAUCCUAAAAAGUCAA